CUAAUUUUUUCGUAAACAACUUUUUUUUCAAUUGUGCGCCAUUCUCGUGUCCGCGUUUCCCCGCGAAUGGCAGCCAGCUGGUGUUUGGCAGCGCGUAAGUAAUCCACGACGUGCACAUACGGUCACACUAAAAGGGGGGCCAUCGAUCAGCUGAUAACAAAUGAGUUUUAUUUUUAAAUUUAUUGCCACUUUUGUACGCAAAAUGCUGGAGCUGUUGCAAUUCGGAGGCAAGACCCUCACCCACACACUGAGUAUUUAUGUGAAAACGAACACGGGCAAAACGCUGACGGUGAACCUGGAGCCCCAGUGGGACAUAAAGAACGUAAAGGAACUGGUAGCUCCGCAAUUGGGACUGCAGCCGGAUGAUCUCAAGAUUAUAUUCGCCGGCAAGGAACUCAGCGAUGCCACCACUAUAGAGCAAUGUGACCUGGGUCAGCAGAGCAUUUUGCAUGCCAUCCGCCUGAGACCGCCUGUGCAGCGCCAGAAAAUCCAGUCGGCCACUUUGGAGGAGGAGGAACCUUCUUCGCUGGCUGAGGAGCCCUCCAAGCCGCUGAAUGAAACUCUGCUGGAUUUGCAGCUGGAGAGUGAGGAGAGGCUAAACAUCACCGAUGAGGAAAGAGUCCGCGCCAAGGCCCACUUCUUCGUCCACUGUGGCCAGUGCGAUAAGCUCUGCAAUGGCAAACUCCGGGUGCGCUGCUCCCUGUGCAAAGGCGGCGCCUUCACUGUCCAUCGAGAUCCCGAGUGCUGGGAUGAUGUUUUAAAAUCGCGUAGAAUUCCUGGGCAUUGUGAGAGCCUGGAGGUGGCCUGCGUGGACAACGAGGCUGGGGAUCCGCCCUUCGCCGAGUUCUACUUCAAGUGUGCGGAGCAUGUUUCCGGCGGGGAGAAGGACUUUGCCGCUCCCCUAAACCUUAUCAAAAACAACAUCAAAGAUGUGCCUUGCCUGGCUUGCACAGAUGUCAGUGAAACCGUUUUGGUCUUCCCCUGCGCCUCGCAGCACGUCACCUGCAUCGACUGCUUUCGCCACUAUUGCCGCUCCCGCUUGGGCGAGCGCCAGUUCAUGCCGCAUCCGGACUACGGCUACACCCUGCCCUGCCCCGCCGGCUGCGAGCACUCGUUCAUCGAGGAGAUCCACCACUUCAAGCUGCUGACGCGCGAGGAGUACGAUCGCUACCAGAGGUUCGCCACCGAGGAGUAUGUCCUGCAGGCGGGCGGCGUCCUAUGUCCGCAGCCCGGUUGCGGCAUGGGCCUGCUGGUGGAGCCCGACUGCCGCAAGGUGACCUGCCAGAGCGGCUGCGGCUAUGUGUUCUGCCGCAACUGCCUGCAGGGCUACCACAUCGGGGAGUGUUUGCCCGAGGGGACGGGAGCCGUGGGCCAAAACUCGUGCGAAUACACCGUGGAUCCCAAUCGAGCUGCCGAGGCGCGUUGGGAGGAGGCCAGCAAUGUCACCAUCAAAGUCAGCACCAAGCCCUGUCCAAAGUGUCGAACGCCCACGGAGCGAGAUGGCGGCUGCAUGCACAUGGUCUGCACACGCGCUGGCUGCGGAUUCGAGUGGUGCUGGGUCUGCCAGACGGAGUGGACACGCGACUGCAUGGGUGCCCACUGGUUCGGCUAGUCGUUCGUCGUCGUUUUGUUUUGUUGACUAUUUCUAAAUUGUAUACCAUAGUAAAGACUGCUCGAGCAACA
This is a messenger RNA of Drosophila takahashii, 1683 nucleotides long. It is a transcript of the gene park, whose product is annotated as E3 ubiquitin-protein ligase parkin. Gene Ontology annotation, molecular function: ubiquitin protein ligase activity; ubiquitin conjugating enzyme binding; zinc ion binding. Lineage: Eukaryota; Metazoa; Arthropoda; Insecta; Diptera; Drosophilidae. Gene Ontology annotation, cellular component: mitochondrion; cytosol; ubiquitin ligase complex. The record is from RefSeq and is a predicted model, not a curated record. Gene Ontology annotation, biological process: regulation of cellular response to oxidative stress; negative regulation of protein phosphorylation; regulation of apoptotic process.